GCGCUCAAUUAAUUUGUACGUUGUAUCGAAUUCUUGAACGAAAAGUUUUGAAAGCCCGCGUAUUUUUUGAUUAAAUCUAUUUUGAAAUUUUAUUUUCAACUUUACUUAUUGUAUAUACCAUCACAAUAUAAUUUUUAUAAUAUGCUGGAAGAUAUUAAUUUAAAUAUAAUUGUAUCAAACAUUUUGAGUGAGAAACGCUACAGUCAUUGCAGGUUAUGUUUAAAGACUAUUAAAAACCAAUAUGUUCGUUUUGAUGAUGCGGUCUCUUUAUAUCCAUCUAGUGGUAUUUUUCAGCCGCUUUCCGAAAUUCUGACAAAACUUUUUAAUGAAAAUAUUUGUGAUGAAAUAACCGGUGUUGAAGCAGUUUGUACGGAUUGUGUUAAUAUUGCGCUCUCAUCAGCUCGUUUUCUAGAAAAAUGUCAGAAUUCGUCGCAUAUUCUGAAUCGAGUAUUUGAAAAGCUCUCGGAUAACUUCAACACUGAUAUUAGUACAAGCGAUACCAAUAAAACCUUAUAUAUUGUGAUAGACGACUUAGAAUCAAAAAUUCUGCUUGUGGAUAAACCUCAAAAGAAGCAAAAACCAAUAGUAACCAAGCUACCUUUUGAAUGUCAUAUCUGUGAUGAAUAUUUUUAUACAUUUGCAGAUAUAAAGGCUCACAACUUAGCAAUACAUGGAACUUUGACAUGUGAUAAGUGUAAUGAAACAUUUGAGAGUGACAUUGAUUUGGUCUCUCAUGAGAGUCUUAGCCAUAAGUAUAAAUGUCCUGAGUGUCCACAAUAUAGAAGUACCGAGGAAGGCUUACAAGACCAUCAAAAUAUGCUUCAUAAUAUAUAUGUUUGUAAAGAAUGCGGAAAACCUUGUCGUGGCCUGGAUAAAUUACAUAUACAUGAAGAUAAGCAUAAAACAAAAAGUUCCUGUCCAAAGUGUGGAAAAACUUAUACAACUAAAGAAUUUUAUGAAAAGCAUGUUAAGUUAUGCCUUAACAAUUUAAUUGAUCCUCAUCCAAUAAGAAGUAAUAUGGAGAAAACCUAUAGUUGUGAGAAAUGUGAAAAAGCCUAUAGUACCCCAGGGGGACUAAGAGUGCACAAUCGGUUUGCACACGGAAAUGCUAAGCCUCAUGUAUGUAAAGAAUGUGGAAAGAAGUUCACUGCACCCAGUUACUUGAAGGUCCACAUGAUAAAACAUACGGGUGAAAAGAAUUAUAAAUGUGAUAUUUGUAACAGUAGAUUUGUUUCAAAAGAAGCACUUCUAUAUCAUACUCGAAGACAUACCGGUGAAAAGCCAUAUACUUGUAAAUUUUGUAGUGAAAGAUUUGUUAAUGCUUCUGCUAGAGCUGAACAUAUUAAGUUUAAACAUGUGGGACCAACUUUAAUGUGCGAGAUUUGUUCACGAAAAUUUGUCACGACACAUUUCUUGAAGCAACACAUAAGUAGACAUCACGACCCAACUAGCAAAUUGUAUUAUGGUAGAAACAUGAUACCUCCAAAUCUACCAGUUGAACAGAACAUGCGAAGGUUUAUUAUUAAAACUGAAAAUUAACUGUGAUAUAUUACAUGACCACACAAACCAAGCCGCAAUUUAGUUAUAAAGAUAUAAAAUUGUUUACUAAUAUUGUGUCUGUUAAUUGUAUCACUUAAAAACUUAGUUAUUGUAAAAAUUAUGACUUCUACUUGGUUAAUUUUAGGUUAU
This is a messenger RNA of Nymphalis io (European peacock), 1689 nucleotides long. Its product is annotated as zinc finger protein 595-like. Lineage: Eukaryota; Metazoa; Arthropoda; Insecta; Lepidoptera; Nymphalidae. The transcript has 2 exons. The coding region runs from base 142 to 1539 and encodes 465 amino acids. Gene Ontology annotation, biological process: regulation of transcription by RNA polymerase II. Gene Ontology annotation, cellular component: nucleus. Gene Ontology annotation, molecular function: RNA polymerase II cis-regulatory region sequence-specific DNA binding; zinc ion binding; DNA-binding transcription factor activity. The record is from RefSeq and is a predicted model, not a curated record.